Molecule: messenger RNA, 1557 nt
Organism: Paramecium primaurelia
Lineage: Eukaryota; Ciliophora; Oligohymenophorea; Peniculida; Parameciidae
Source: the annotation of a GenBank genome assembly
AUGAAUUGCACUCGCCAUAUUCAUUUUCCAAUAACAUCCAUAUGUAUUGCCCCUCACUAAUGUUAAUGCUUAAGGAAACUUUGCAAUGAUUGCCAAUAGGAACACGGAGUUGAUAUUAGAUACAUAAUUCCUACUCAUAGAUUUCAAGAUCUGGUUAUAAAGUAAUUAUAAGAUUCCACGAUUGAUGAAAAUUCUGAAUUCACAGAAUAAAGAAAGAAUUUUUUAAUGAUUCUCUCUCAAACUGAAAGCAUGCUGAAAAAUACAUGGCAACAUUUAUAGGAAUCAAUUAAAUAAAUAUAUGAUUCAAUUAAGAUGCAGGAUAAAUCAUAUUUGAAAAUCAUGAACAAAGAUUUCAAUCCUACAGAUUUGUCAAAUACGGACUUAGAGAAAUUAAUAUAAAUUGUAUAAGGAAAAACUUUAGAUGAAUGGAAAGCUUAGAAGGAUUCUUAUUUGUAGAAAUUAUAAAAGGUAAAGGAUUGGUGGGAGAAAGAAAUUAAGACUUUUCAAGAAAAGUUGAUGAAAGAAAUGGACGAAAAUUUGUCAUUAAAUUUUUAAGUAAAAUAAUAACAAAAUGAAUUGAAAUCUCAAUCAUAAUUCAAUCUUAAAUCAUUUAGUUAUGAGAUAAUUUAAGCUAAUUCUAUUGAAUAAUAAGAAUUUUGUGCUGCAGUUGCUAUUAAUAAAGAUUGUUCAAUUGUAGCGGCUGGUUGUAAUAAACUAAUUAAAAUAUAUGAUUUCAAAUAAGGAAUGUUGAAAUAAAAUCAAGUUUUAAAAGAACAUAAAAGCGAGGUAACCACUUUAAAUUUUAUGAAAUAAUCAAAUUAAUUGAUUUCUGGAGAUUAUGGAUCUAUUUUAAUUUGGUCAUAUAAUAAUAAUAAUUCAUGGAUUUGUUCAUAAAUUAUUAAAGGUCAUAGUGAUUGGAUUAAAUGCAUAAUUUUGAAUAAUAAUGAAGAUCUUUUUCUAUCCAGUAGUAAUGAUAAAACUAUUAAGUUUUGGGUUAAAAAGAAUGAAUGGAUCUGUUAAUAAACAAUUAACGAUCAUAGUAAUUGCGUUUAUCAAUUAAGUUUAAAUGAAUAACAAAAUCAAGUUAUAUCUUGUGGAUAAGAUAGUUUGAUAUUAGUAAUUGAGUAAUCAUAACCUAAUAAAAAUUGGGUUGUAAAAUAAAAAAUACAAGUAGAUUGUUAUGGAUUUCGAUUAUGCUUUAUCAAUGAUAAUCUAUUCACAUUUCAACCUAAUAAUGGCAAUUUGAUAUAUGUUUAUGAGUUGAAUAGUGAAUGUGAACAUUUCAUUAAAUCAAAAGAUAUUACUAUAAAUCAAGGUAAUGAAAGUUGUGUAUUAUUUCCAUAAUAAUUUAUUAAAUAAAAAUAAUUACUUGUGAAUAAACAUGUAAACUCUAUAAAUUUAAUAAGAUUUACAGAAAAUUCUUAAUUUAAAGUUGAGUAAUCUAUUCAAUUUGGCACAAAUGAUAUAUUUGGAUAAUUAAGUGAUGAUGGAGAAUAUUUGAUUACUUGGGAUUAGACAUCAGAUGAAAUAUAAAUAAGAAGAUUUAAAGAAUAAUGA